Molecule: messenger RNA, 1734 nt
Organism: Tricharina praecox
Lineage: Eukaryota; Fungi; Ascomycota; Pezizomycetes; Pezizales; Pyronemataceae
Exons: 4
Coding region: 214-1587 (457 amino acids)
Source: RefSeq, a predicted model, not a curated record
GCGGAGAAAGGGCCCGUCCCUAUCACCCCCCCCCUCCCCCCCCCCCACGAAUCGUCAGAUCCGAUUCCGCGUACACACGUCAAUCGCAACUCAAUUCACGCAUACCUAUUUUACGCUCACACAUAGUGCACACACACACACUCUCUCUCUCUCACACACACACACUACAUACAUCCCGCAACAGCAGCAGCAAUAGCAACAGCAGCAAUAACAAUGGUCACCACCCGCCGCGGCCACAACACCUCGCGCGAGCCGGAGCCGGAGGGUGCAUCCCCCGCGAAAGCCGCUGGCAAGAAACAUGCAGCUCUCGAGCACUCGGCUGGUGGUGACGGUGAGCCAGAGCCGGAGAGUGCUUCCUCAAAGAAAGCCUCCUCCUCCUCGGCAGCUAGAAAGAAACAUAAAGCUCCUGAGCAGGAGGCUGGUGAAGGUGGUGAAGGUGAAGGUAAAGGUGAAGGUGAGCCGGAAAAGAAGAAGGUCAAGGCUACUGCUGCUGCUGCGACUUCUACUACUUCGAAGCAGGUACUGGAUGUGAAGACUGGGGGGUCCGGGAAAAAAGCUACUGUUGAGGAGGUUGAGGAUUCGGAUGGCGGGAAGAGGAAGGUGGAUCAGGGGGGGAAGGCGGGUGAAGUGAAGACGGAAGGGAAGAAGCAGGAGGGCGAGGAGAGGGAGGAGAAUAAGAAGAAGGAGGAGAAUAACGAUACUGAGAUGGUAGACGCCCCGUCGAAAUCCGGCAUCACCGUCUCGUCCACGCGCGAGCAAAAAGUCUCAGACUCUCCCAUCCUCGAGAAAGGAGUGGUAUACUUCUUCCUUCGGGGCAAGGUGAACAUCGAGCACCCGUCGUCGAUGGACGACGUCAAAAGAUCGUACAUGAUCCUGCGUCCGCUGCCGCAGGGCGCAAAGCUUGUCGACGGCAAGCUCGAGGACGCCGGCGAGAAUAGGCUCAUCGCUAUUCCCAAGAAACGCCUGCCGAAGAGGGGCUAUGAGAAGUUUCUGACUUUCGUCGAGGAGCCGAAUGCGAGCCUGGAAGACCUGAGGGGGUACCUUAAGGGUAGGACGUAUCAGACCAAGACGGUUGGGGAGAGGACGGAUUAUCCGGCGCAGCCAAUCGGCGAGGGUGUCUACGCCAUCACCAAGUCCGACAACGAGCGCCAAUCCCACUUCGUGUACAUGCUCACGAUCCCAGAGAAGCCGAACGAGCUGCAGGAGGACUUUGGUCUCAAGGAGCAGGGAAGCUUCGUCAUCUCCGUCCGGAACCCGCAGACUCCGUCGCCGCCCAAUGCUGCGCUCCCGGAUCCGGCUGAGUAUCCCAAAGAGGUCAUCGAGGAGUUCAAAGGUCUGCGGUGGGGCUCUGUCCAGCCCAAGCAUUUCGUCAAGAACGCCGAAUUCCUAUUCAUUGGGGAAAACAAGUUCCCCGAAGACGGGGACCACGAGGGCACGGCGGAUGAAGUGGGCCAGUUGGAGGAAGAGGACGAGAAACGAAUCUUGCAUCUGAAAGGCAACGAGAGUGUCUUUGCGGAUCUCGAGCUGGACCGCAAGGAGUUCAUGGGGAUCCAAACAACAUGGGGAAAGAACGAUGACGAAGUGUAGACUACCUAGCUGAGCGUACCCUCUGAGGAGUCAUUCUGUAGCCUCUUCCUCUUGCUCUUGCUCUUACAGUCUUAUGUACAAUACUCUUCGUAAGCGUAUGAUUAGUUACUGAGACGCGCAUUGUAUUCUGGAUCGAGUCCCCUAGAG